Auanema sp. JU1783 is the source of this 414-nucleotide messenger RNA. NCBI's taxonomy places the organism in Eukaryota, Metazoa, Nematoda, Chromadorea, Rhabditida, Rhabditidae. The record is from the annotation of a GenBank genome assembly.
AUGGCUAUGGCAGCAAGAGGACGCGGAACAAAACUUCCACCUGAGGUUAAUAGAAUAUUGUACAUCAAGAACUUGCCAUAUAAAAUAACAUCUGAGGAGAUGUAUGAUAUUUUUGGAAAGUUUGGAGCUGUUCGCCAGAUUAGAGUAGGAAAUACGCCAGAAACUAGAGGAACUGCCUUUGUAGUUUAUGAAGACAUCUUUGAUGCUAAAGCUGCUUGUGAACAUCUCAGUGGAUUCAAUGUUUCCAAUAGAUAUUUGGUUGUUCUCUACUAUCAAGCAACAAAGGCUUGGCGGCGAAUGGAUACUGAGAAGGCUAAAGAAAAACUGGAAGAAGUUAAGGAACGAUAUGGUAUUGGUGGAGAUAUUGCUAAAGAGAAGGAGCGUAUGGCUAUGACUCCAACCCCUCGCAGAUAA